Messenger RNA from Amoebophrya sp. A25, 22738 nucleotides. The record is from the annotation of a GenBank genome assembly. Lineage: Eukaryota; Dinophyceae; Syndiniales; Amoebophryaceae.
AGUCAAUGAAAAUUAGGUCGUUUUAUCUAUGUACAACCCCCAUGAUGGCCUACUUCUACAGAUGUUAGAAGAGGAACAAAGCUAAAACUAUGAGAUGAGGUUCUUGCAAGUAGCUCCGUCCUUAGUUCGUAUGCAAAAGGAUCUAAGAAAUGAUGGAUAUUAUUACCAUCAUGUGAGAUAUUAGAGAUAGCAUGCAUGUAAGAAAUAGCCUCAAAGGUGUUAGCAUAACACAUACAAGAGGAUCCAUGACAUGUAAGAUGUAUAAGUAGAGAAAAAUGGAGUUUCUGUCUAGUUUGUUCAGUCGUGAUCCCGGUGGGCCGCAUGCGGUUCGACGGAUCGCGGAGGAGGAGGACUCAAUUGAGGAAGAACUAGACGCAGAAUUUCAGUUCGAAAGGGGCACCACGAUGGGUACCGUCAGUGCUGCAGUCGAGGAUUAUACCAACAAUUAUGGAGAUCGAUGAAUGAAGGGCGUGUAGACCCUUGAAGUUGUGUAGACCCUUGAAGCUGUGUAGACCCUUGAAGUUGUGUAGGCCCUUGAAGUCGUGUAGACCCUUGAAGUUGUGUAGGCCCUUGAAGUUGUGUAGACCGUUGAGCAGGUGUAUUUUUGCAGUCCAUCUUCACCGCGUAAACUGAAAUAGUUCACGACUACCUAGGUCUCUAUACCAAUAUGCUGUUCCGAUUUAAGUAGCUGCGCUAAGACCAACAAGGUAGAAGUCCCCCUCCUUCUGCUACUCGUAAAAGAGGUCGUGGGCGUGGAUGGACAAGCGCGGAGCAGCAGGCAUCUGAGCAGCGCGCAAGGGACUUACAGGCUGAAGAUCGACAACAGUUUCGCGAAUACAGUCGUUACCUAGAAGUACAGAGAUCCCCAUUUGACGGAGCACAUCAUGAUACUUAAGAAAGGUCUCAAGAAGAGGAAGACAAUUCACUGAAGGACGAUUUAGUGUACCAUUAAUGAUUGAUUGCACAACGAACAAGUUGUUGUAUACAACAUAAGUAGUUACAUUCAGACUUUGUCUCUACGGGUGUUAGGAACGACAGUAACAGGGGCAUACACAUCAUAUGUCUGGCAACACAGAAGUAGAAGAGGAACCUUGUAGUAUCUUCAUCAUUGGUAGUAUCCACUCGGUUUCCACCGAAUCCUAUCCUAUCCUAUACCGAAGUAGUUUUUAGAUUUCGGUUUGUGUUGAUCGAACGCAGCAAGCUCCUCUAAUUUAAGGGCACUUUUGAUUUCGACCCAGCUUUGAUCCAGCAAUUUGCGAAGGAAUGCGAGUCUCAUGUUGCGACUCAGAAGAGGCGCCAGACCUCGCCACUGGAUGCUCUGUUUCCCAAAAUCCAGAGCUACUUCGCACUUCAGGAAGAGGCAAGUGGGUGGGAAACUAAGGGUCUGGACUUCCAAGGCCGUCCUCUCGUAGUCGAUCGCAGGGCUCGACUCCGGCAAAUGCUCAGCCCUAAGCCCCAAGGUGUUGACCAGUCAAAAAACGAACAAAGUCAAAAGCCGUUGUACAACUUGUACGACACCAAAGACGGUAGUGACUUCCACGUCGCGCCGGCGACUGAGCGACUGCACAUCUUGGAGCAGAAGUUAGCAGGUCAUGAAGCAGUCACAGCAGCACAGGAAUUAGCUGGUCGAGAUUUGCCAGCAUUGCUCUCUCAAUUGGAACGAUGGGAGCGAGACCGCGUCUCGAAAUUUGGCGCAGUCAGAGAUGUGUCGAUGACUCCUUACAAGAGAUGUGUCGAUGGCGCUUCUCAAGCAGGAGGUCCUUCUACUUCUUCGACGCAUGAAUUAAGGCAACUCAGACUGCAUCCCUAGCCGCGUCAUCCUUGGUCCACUUUUCAAGUAGAAAAAGGGGCCAGGGAUGGUCUCAGGGAUGCCACGCGGUAGCUCUAAGGCAAGAGGGGCCGCCAGAAGUCGCUGGCCCGCUUGUCCAAAAUGUGGAUACCGUGGGCCCCAUUCCGAUAGGGGGAGUGUCGCAGCUUCCGUUUCCGCUACGUGGCGUCCCAGGCGUGAUCACGCCAAGAGUCAAGCCGCUCGAUGAGGAAGAUCAGGCUGUUAAGGUUUCGAGCUAAUCCGCCUUCUGAAGCAUCCUAUUGUUUCCAUCUAUUGAAGCAUCCUAUUAUUUCCAUCUAUUGAAGUAUCCUAUUGAAGCAGAAUGCUUCUCAAGAUGGAUCAGUGAGAGCGCUAAUGUUGCAGAUGAUAUGUUGGCUUCUCGGGACCGCGGCCGUGGCGUACCAGGAAGGUCAGCAGAAGUAUCAGGCAAAAAGCAGAAGCGUUUUCGACCCAUCAAAAGUACAGAGGGCGAAGGAUUUUCUGCCAGAAUGUCGCAGGAUCGCACACUGUUGGCGCACGAUGUCGCUCUCCUCAAGUAUUUGCGACAGCGCAAAAGGAAAGAGCUGCUUUAUGGAGGAUAGCCAUGUUCGUUGUAGAGAAUUAUUUUCAGAAUGAAUGUUUCUUUUAGAAACAGGAAGAUACGCGAGUAACUUACCACGCACAGUAUUAAUUUAUCACUGUAGGUACUAGAAGUAAAUCCUGGACGCAGCACUCUCGCUGUUGUCAACAUAUUACUGAUAUUAUCUACUUUAUCGAGAAGCGUAAAAAUAUUAAAGCAACGAGGAGCUGCUUUUCUUUCAUUUCCAACGCGGCAAAGACCGGCACCUGACUAGUCGCUCGAAACCUCCAGAUGCGCAGACCCUGUUGCAGAAGGAUGGUUUGGAUAUGUCGUUAGCCACCAUGAGCACUGCAGCGGAGCGCAUGCAUUCGCGCUUUCGAGAAACGACAGGGCAAAUGACGCGUGCCAGCGAACGGAGGAUGCUAGAAUUAAGGCCUCCUGCAGUAGCAGUGUAAUUCAAAUUGUUCAUCUCACUUUGUUACAAGCAUCUUCUUUGUCCUCCUUGUUUUCUCUAAGGGAGAGAAAAUACUACGGCAAAGACGGCAGUAGUUUUCGAGAUGAGACGAGAGUAUAAGCAGGCAGCUCUAAGAGAAGCGGCGUGGCGGGAGGGCAAGGUAACGCGUGCUAUGCUUGCUGAGUUUGACGCACAACAGGCGCUGCUCCAGGAGCAGUCUCGUUUGCGCAGUGAGCUUGAGCAGGAACGACAGCAGGAGCAGGAAAGAUUGUUCUUUACGGCUUACAAAAUAAUUCAUUCAUCUAAGAACUUUGGAGGUAAAUUAUAAAUGAUUCAUUCUAAGAACACCCGACUAGGACUAAGACUUUCUGCGUCGUCCUUAGUUGUUAGCGGUUCCAAGAGCAUUUACUAUCUAGAAAAUCUGGUCCGUCGGAUUUGUCUCGGAGUCAUCUAAGGAUAUGAGUUGUAUAAUAGAACAAGAAUGUGAAUGAGCAGUCAUCCUGUUCGUGAGCUUCUCAACGACUUCUAAGUUCUGGCUACGUCGGCAGAACUAUCGGGAGAAAAUUCGACAUUACUACAGACUUGCAACGACUGCUGGGACUGAAGAGAGGGUUGCGGCAAACAGUGCGACCGGAGGCGUUACGUAUCUCGAGUCUCUGGUGAUGGAAUUGCGGAGCAUGAUGAUGAGCAACUCUUUGCAGGCGGCUGCAGAAGAUGAGGGCGAACAAGGAGACGAGGCGAAAGCGGUGCAAAAUAUCCUAGACAAAAUCUAUCCUAAAACUUUCGUGUCCGAUGAACAGAUCGAUGAGGAGCUAAGACGUGCAGUGGCAGAAUACGUAGAGGAGAAACGGGCAGAGGAUUUUCGGCAGGAUGAAGAGUCUAUUUUUCAGAAAUACGGCCUUCAGUCGAGUUCCGUGGGGAGUGUGCUCGGAGGCUUGUUUGCGUCGAACGCAGACCACGAAGAUGCUACGGGCGGAAAUGCUACAGCUCAAUUGAGUCUUGAACAUACUUCUAGUAAGGAUCAUCGUAGUCGUAGCCGUAGUCCUGCUCACGAGAACAGGACGGAAACGCUCCAAAGCUUCAUCGAGAGAGGCGAAGCAGCUAAUGCAGCAAGUAGCAGGAAGUUGCCAGGUACCAGAGAGAAUUACUUUGACGUAGUGAAUCAGGUGAGCCGCGAUAAGGCUCGGAGCGCGUCUUCAUCAGACCUGCUAGCGUACGAAAACUGGGCUGCACUGGUGGCGCAACAGCAGGAAGCGCUUGCGUCGUAUGUCGGGGAUGAGAUGGUCCACGACUACAUUCAGCGGAAUAUUCUCCCUCACUCUGAGUUCCCGACAGACUACCGACCGUCUGAAGCGGGUCGCCAGGAUCUGUAUACUACGGCGAAAGGCAGUGCGGAUUAUGGGGAAAUACUUCUGACGAAUAAGGUCGGUAAAACGAGUACUACGCAGGAGCAGUCACCAGGAUCAGGAUCAGCACUUCUAGAACAGAAGCUUACGCUAGCGGCAGUGAUGGACCAGAAAGAGGAGCUAGAAAAGGAGGGCUUUGACCAUGACGCGGCAAAAAAGCUGCUGCUGUGGCAACAACAGCUAGGGUUUCUAGUACCAGGAAAGUCUACGGUUGAGGAGAUGAGGAGUCCACUUCACCAUAUUCCUGGUAGAGGAAGUUCGCCUGCGCUUGAUCUUCAACAACUCGAAAAUCUCUGCAAAGCAGGAGACAACUAUAAUGGGCAGAAGCCAGAAGAGUUAUCUUCACCUAGUGGUGCAGUAGACAAUUUACAACAAGGUCGUGGAAAUAUUAUAGCACUGCUAGGACGAGAUGGGAACAUCAGCAAGGCAGGAGCUGUGAGUGAUGCAGCUGUUGUUGACCCCGGCGCUGCUGCUCUAACAACAGAAGCAAUCGUGCGCGACAAAGACAACGCUCCCUAUCUGUAUUCACUUUUAGGCUCACUCGUUGAACCGACAGUGCCAGUACCUAGCAGAUCCUCUUCGUCGACGAACCCAGUACAAGCAGCAGUUCGCGGUGCGGAGUACUUGACCUGCUUGCGGUACCGUAAACCCUUUUCGGAGAAGGAACUGAACGCGUUACGAGAUGGCAAAGCUUCAGCGCGGGAGAAAAUAGGUGCCGUUUUUGGCUUUGUCCUGGAUUGGACGCAGUUUCCGACAGUGCGCGUCAAAGAGCUUCAUAAAGCCACAGUCUGGAAUGCGAAGGCACGUGCGGCAUUGUCUGUAGGCGAUAGAUUAUUGCGAGUGUGCGACGAGCGCAUUGUUAAGGCUGUGAGAAGAAAUCCAUCUUCCCCAAUACAUAGAUACAUAGCAUUUCUCAUUUGUGUGCUGUUUCGGUUCUUAGGGUGGGAAACGGAGGAAGCACCGGCAAGAUGAGGAGGAAGAUCCUUUGUUUGUUUCUAAGGGAACGGACCUAUUUCUACAAAGGGAUUUCUGGAGUUACUAUAUGGUUCUUCUAUUCUAACAUCGAUGACGUCCGCUCGUGGAAAACCAAGGUGUUUACUAACGAGAAAGAGAAGGAGGCAGACACAGUAGCGCGCGACGCGGAGAGGGAAAGGCGCAAAGCGGAAAAGCGGAUACUGGCGGCGCAAGCGGGUGGACCGCAACACCUAGUGGGUGGAACAGCUGAGGAGGAAGAGGUCGUAGACAUGGAUGGUUGGGUUCCCCCUUCGAGUGUGCCGCGUGAUGCCAACGAUGCUUUACUCCAGCGGAUUUUGUGGCGACUUGAGGUGCGCCAGAACGCUGCGGCAGAGGUUGAGGAGACCGAAAUACAGGAGGAUCUCUUCGACGUUGCGAGCUUUGACUUUCUCAAAUCAGGGAAUGAGGCAGAAUUCAUCCAACUCGCAGUGCCAGUUGCUAUGCCAUUUGGCUUUUCUGUGACGGCACAACCGGGUCCGAAUCCGCAUUCGCAGUCUUCCGAAAUCGUGAGUAUUAGGAGUUUGACGACUACGAAUCCUCUAGGACGAGGACGAGGAGCGCAAACAACUAGUACUUCUACUCUUGCCGAGCACGCUGGCUUACAGGGAGGCGACGAGAUUCUCUUCCUGGGGAGUGAAGCUUUGCCCUGUACCGGUUACCUGACGCAGUUGACGGACAACCAGUUUGGGGAGGUGAGCGGCACACGUCGAGCUGCCGGUCGGGAACUUCACUUGCUGCUACGUCGUGCUGGAGGCGCAACAACUACUGGAGGAGGUUUUUCUGCGGACAUUCGACACCGCACAGAAAAUCUGGAUUACCGUGGUUGGGCGCACGUCCUACGAUUGCCCGAAAAGUGGGUGCAGACGUGGACUUCGCAGGAUCGCAAGGUCUAUGAACAGCGAAUUUUGGAUGCCCUUCCGUCUGCAGAGGGAGGCACGGUGGCAUCAGAUACCAAAAAAGGAGCAGGAGAUGCGAAGACCAAGAUAGAUACGACCAAGGGGGGUGAGGGGAAGAGAACCUCAACAGGAUCUGCGGAUGGUGCAGCUACCAAACAGACCACUUCAAGUGCCCCAGCUCCGUACCUCCUACAGUACCUUGGCUCUUUGAAGGAAAAAGCGGAGCUUGCCAGUGCAGGGGUCACCGGAUGGUCUCAGGGCACGGUGAAGAACUCGGUGCUUGAGGACAAAACCACAAGUGGCGAAGAGAAACUCCUUGAGUUGUUUGGUCUAACUCUUGACUGGACCAAUUUCCCAAUAGUACGCGUUGCAAAAGUCGUCGAAACUGUUCCGCGAACUGAUGGAAAGCCUGGUGAAGGUAUUUUUUGAGUAAGUACUUACUAUUUUCUGGCAAUAUAAGUUUUUUUGGUAGAUGAGUAUACUGAGUUUUCAAGGGAUUCCAAUUUUUUAAUCUACCCCAACAUAUUGACUUUUAAUCUACCCCAACAUAAUAAAUAUUUUGAUUUUUCUCCAGAGGGAUCGAGGAGCGCAAAGCACAAGGUGAGUGUCGGGGAUCGCUUGAUUUUUGCUGUUUCUAGCAGAGACCGCGUUUCCAGCAUUUUGAAGUGGUCUGGUGAAGAUCCGAACGACGCAAUUAUCCAACGCAUUGCGGAACGUGUGGAGAAAAAGGAGAAGAACGUGGCUUCCUUCGCCUUUCUCCGGCAAACAAAGGAGGCACAGUUUGCGCAGUACGUGCUUCCAGAUGCGAAAGAGCCACCCAAAAUAACGAAGGCGACCGUGAAAGGACAGAGUCUAGAAGUAAUCGCGGGACUAGCAUUCGUGCGCACCCCGGACGAAAAAAGCGAAGCCUGGAACGUUGGGGAAAUCGGCGCCGUUGUCGCGGUAGAGAAGGGCUCUUGGGCAGACCAAAAAGGCUUGCGUGAUGUAGUGGAAAAGAAAAAGUACAAGGUAAAACUGAUUGCAUUAGAAAGUGCGGGUAAAGCAGUUUUGCUGAGCGAAAUGGCGGCAAAGUUGGAACCCGGGGGAUCCGUAAAGAGCGUCGCGCGACUCCUCCUAUCGGCGAAGCGGCCUCUCCACAUGCUCUUCAAAUGCGAGAAUCAUACCAUUUUGCCUGCAAAUAUGCGGUCAAAGCUAGAAGUCGACGUCCGACGCACAGUCAUUGAGCCUGGCGAUCCGUUCUUCGAGUUUUUUCUAGAUUUGCGAAAAGGAACCGACCUCGAUGAAGAUGCGCCGAACAAGAGUGAUCCUGAUAAAACCAGUAAGGGACGAGAAGGAGAACUACACGGCCAAGAGGCUGGUGGGGAAGGAGCUAGUACAACAACUAAAGGUGCAGCAACUGCAGAGAAAGGUGGAGGUGACUCAGGCAGCAAAGCAGCACCAAGCAAAGACAAGGAAGAUGCAACAGGUUCUAAAGAGCGAUCUAGCGGUAAAGAUGGUUCCACAAAUCGGGAUAGUACGGAAAGUGCCGAACGUGCUUCCUCUAAAGACCGGAAAAGUAAAGUAGACCAGACUCCCUAUUUGACGCAGUAUCUUGCGAACACGAAGGACUUCAAAGAUUUCGGACUAGUAGGAUGGACGCAGAAAAAUUUCGGAGCGUCCGAUGACAAAGCCGUGACGCGACUUCUCAAGGGAGAUAAGAACGACCAGAAGGUGGCUGCGAUUCCAGGUGCUGAGCGAUUUCGUCGUGUCUUUUCGUUUCAGAUGGACUGGUCGAGUUACCCGAUCGUGAAAGUCACCGCGGUUGACAGGCGCGCAGCGCUUGACAAGGACCCUGAGACCGGCGAGAAGGUGAAAAGCAAGGCAGCCAAGAACGGGUUACAAGUGGGAGAUCGCCUUUUAGCGUGUGUCACUCUGCAAGACCGGGUUACGACCAUCCCUGGUAUUAAGACUUGCCGUAAUUCAUCUUAAGAGGCAUCCCUGACACGUUUUCAAGGGGGAAAUACGUCAAAGAUGACUUCCAAGAUGAAUUGUUGUAAGCAAGCUCUAAUAGUUGUAUGUUGGAGGGAGAGAAGACGGGCUCCCCGGAAGAGGCAAUAAUGCGACGGAUUUUGACACGAAAAGAGGAAAAGAAAGACCCGAUCGCUGCCUUUCUGUUUUUGCGCGACAGCAAAGCGAACCAGUACUGUCAAUUGGUGCUAGGGAAGCAGGAAGUUCCAGUUGGUGACAAGAAUGCAGAUGAGGUGAAAAAGAUGGGCGAUAAUGAAGCAGGAGAAUUGCUUAAGAGUGUUCUCGGUUUUACCAUCGACGAAAAAGCAAGCGUUACGGGUGUUACAGGAGACGCCGAUAGCGGUGGAUCUCCUGGAGGAAUGAUGAGUCAAGGUUCUUGGGCAAAAUGUGUCGGCUUGACUACUGGAAUGGAAUUUGUGGUGGUUGGCGAUGUACUUGCGGCAAGGAAGCCCGCCGAGGCGCGAGCGGUCCUCGUAGCGAAGCGUCCGGUUCACGUCCUAGUGCGGUGUCGAGAUGGAAUCCCGGAAGCAAUGCGUGCGCGAGAAGUGGACGUCGCGCGCUCGCUGCCAUCGCACUGGGGAAUAGCCACGGCCGGAAAAACGGCAACUAGUAAAGGCGGAGACGAUGGCCCCGCCAGAGAAGAUGCUGGCGCUGGAAAGGGAAAACCCACUGAUGUGGAGGAGAAGGACGCACCAGCAGAUGGGAAGGAAGACACGACGGGUGCAGAUGGUGAAGCGGCACAGCCGUUGGCCUUCUAUCCUGAACCGGCGAGCGACGAGGAGAAAGAUCAAUGUACGAAGGGGCCUAGUAAAAGUCAUAGCGGCGAAGAUGGCUUCGCAGAUGAAUCUUUCGAUUGGCCAUCUAUCUCGCCUUCUACUUCUUCGCCAUCGCAUUCGAGGAGCCCACAGCUGGUCGUGAGUGACGUGCUUUUUUCUGUCGAAGAGCGGUAUCCAGACCAGAUGUUUCCUAACUAUAGCGUUGGUGGAUCUAGGUCUUCCUCCGGUAUGCCUGUGAUCAGGCCGCCUCAGAUUGACGGAUCUACAUCCCCUUCUAGUAUAAUGAGACCGCCACAAGAAGUCUGUUUGAAUCACGGCAACCCGCAUUCUCUCUCUGGCGAUCAUGUUGAUACAACUAGUUUGGCCUCUACGUGGUACUUCAACCGCUUCGAUCUAGAGGGUGAGCACGGAGCCGCGCCAGAGGACAUCAGAUUUGACCACCUCGGCUCUUCCACAUCGUCAGCAGAGGUUUUAAUACGACCGGUUCGUCAGGAGCCGAUAAACCGUUCUAGUAGUGAAGAUGAGCCUUCUACUCGUCGUAAAGGACCACCUCUGGAUCCCGAGCGACCGCGAUUGCGCGGUGGUGGCCUGUUCGGCGGGCCCGCGAAACCGCCAAAAGCGAAGGCUAAGGUUGCAGCAAAAGGGAAGGCUGGCAAGGGUGCGAAGAAGGGCGCAGCUACAGGCGGUAAGAAGGGUGGCAAGAAGGGAGCGGCGGCUCCUGCUCGACGAGCUCUGGAUUUGCAACAGAUAGCGGCGAUUCCGGUGGCGCAGAGGAUGAUGGUGCUGCAAGAGCAGUUGCAGGGUAUCCAAGAAGCGGUCCAAGUUUUACAGAACACGCCAGCGGUGCCUCCAGGAAAGAUUAAGGCUCUCAUUUUAGUUCAUCUUCACAAAGAAGAUCAAGAUUACAGUGAGUUGUCUCAAUGUUCUUCUUGGAUUCUGAGAGUAUCUAUUAUGCUCCUAAAAAGGAGGGAAUCGGAGUCAUUGUCAGCGCUAAAAAGAAAGGGAAAGGAAAAGGAGCGGGCCUGACGGCUCAGCAGAAGCAGGCACAGCAGGCAGCGUUGGAAGAACAAUUCGCUGUUCUUUUGCAGAUGUUACGCGAUGCGGAGGGGGAAGCUCUAGGAUCCGGCCACGCGACAAAUUUGGACCCGAAGCUUCUGCAGGGUCCGAUCGACCACGGAUUCGCCGUAGAGGAGAACGUGUUGAAUCUGUUAAAAGAGGACAUGAUUGACGUGGCGCAGGGCGAUGGAGGAGCAGAUGAUGAUAGUAUGCACGAAAGUUACGAGGCAGGUGACCUUCUGAGGCAAUUGGGGGCACAACAAAAUGGCGCUUUGAACUUGGCGAAGCGCGGGGCACCAGGCGGAGGAGGAGCAAAGAAGAAAAACGCAGUACAACGCUCCCUAGCACCGGGACAGGCUCGCAAAGGGGCAAUGGAGUUAAGGCGUGCCCUGAUAUACCAUCUUGAGAAACAUGCUGUUAGACCCUACAAUCUUCUAAUUGGAGCAGAAGCCUGUUCGAGUUCGUUGGACAGAAGCAUGUUCUUGGACUUGUGCCCAACAUAUAAUUAAUGGGAAAACAGCUCCCCUAACUGGGUAGAUGACUUCCCCAAGAUUUAAGUAGUAAGUAGAUUAGAUUUGGGUCGUGAGCUCAAACUCUCUAAUGAAAGCAGGGAAGUCGGUCGGUGGGUUGCUGCGAGCUGGAGGAGGGCUCGCGGACAUGUUGAAUUCCAGCGAAGACGACGCGCCAGGUCUAGAGGCACAGAAAGCGGCUCAACAACUCGACCCGGCAGCGGCGAAAGUUAGGGUUAUCACUAAUCUUCUAUCUCCGCAGUGGGGGAUCUUCCCUCUAGCAUAUUGAUUGUUCAAGGGAAGUAGAAUUCAAGGGGGACUGCGAUCAAACUAAGACCUAUGGAUUCAAGGGAAACUAUUCCACGACAGAGAUGUAAUCCGAUUGCAGAUAGCUCUAAGAAGGCGGCAGAGUUGGUUCGGCGCAAAGCAGAGCGGAAUAACAUGUUGGGAGACGUGCUUGGGGCCGAAGGUGAGGCAGAUUCUCCAGGCGAGGUUGAAGAGGGCGCCGACGACGCGACUGGUGAAAAAGAUGCCGGUGAGGAAGGGAAGGGUGAGGCUACAACUAGGUCGAGUAGUGCUGACAAGAAAAGCGCAGUAAAGAAACGUCCAGUUGUUCGGGUUGAACAAGUGUUUCUGCAUACCCGACCGACCAUUCUGCCCUAUUUGACACACCUUUUUCCGGAGUUCAACAAGGCAUGCAAAAACUACAAGCGCGUUCCGAUGCGCACACUCGCAGAACAAGACGAAGAGAUGGGACUGCUCCGCUACGCGCAGUUCGACAUACCUGACACGUCGGUUUUGAGUGAUAAAACGCUCACAGCAGCGCAGAAGAUGAAGGCCAUUCUGGGAUUCAACCUGGACUGGUCAGAGUUUCCUCUUGUGCGUGUGGUCGAGGACGCAGAGACUCCGAAGGAAUUUCUUGCGCGUAAUCGUGACAAAACCUCCAUAGGCGGACGCGCGACAACUUGUUUCGUCGACGACCCUGUUCCCGACAGUAGCAGUAGUAAAAAGCGAUCCUCUAGAACAUCCUCUAGUACCAAAAAUAGGCAGUCCUCCUCAGAGGUCGUGCUGAGAAUGCCGCCAGCAGCGAAAUACGGCCUCAAGGCUGGCGAUAUCAUGCUUGCUGCUAUGGGCGAGCGAACGCCUAACUUGCCCAAAGGCUGGGAGAAGCUCGGAGACCAGCAAUCGCGUCACGCAGACGAAGCCUUGCUGUACCACAUCGUGCAGCAGUAUCGGGAACAGCUGAACGACAUCGAUGAGCUAGAGUUUUCUGCGCAGUCGCGGGAGAAUUUAGGCGGGACAGCUGAUCCAGGAGGUGGAGUACCCGAUUUCAUUGAGCGCGGAGACCCCGAAACAAGGUUUUACAGACCGAUUGCUGAUUUUCUGUUCCUAAGGAGGUCGCACGAGCAAAACUAUCUACAGGUGCAGCUGGAGUUGAAGAGUAUGCUUGAUCCAAAGCGGAAAGCCGCGGAAAAGAUUCUAGUCGAGAAGAUGCAGCAGCCAGUGCCAGGUAAAGACUAUGCCUGGCAUAGCGUCAUUGGGAUGGUGUUUCAUCCGACCUCGAGUCCAAUCCAUCCGAAGGCGCGUGCUAAUAUUAAGGUUACAGAAGAAGUAGAUCAGAUGCAUUCCGUUGCUUCAACACACUAUGGAUUCUUGUCCUCUUGUUAUUAUAAGUAGGAGAAAGGGUAAGGGAUGCCAAUACGAAUACGGUCAGGGAUGCAACUUCUAUCAUAGCUCUAAUGAUGAGAACAACAACGAAGGAGAUGGCUUGCAAGCUAGCACCAGGAGUGUUGACGAUCUGAUUCUUUCCCAGCGAGAGGAGGAACUCCCUCACGUGACAGGUGCACGCGUUGUGCGUGUACUGCCGAACUCGUGGGCCUCCAAACGACACUUAAAUCGUGAUGACAUCAUGCUUCUAAGGCUUGUUACAGUAGUUCAUCUUAGAUUUUUAAGAAGCAUCUUGAUCUUUGGCCCCUUUGUUUUGUAAGGGUCAACUCAAUUAUGAAGGACAACUCAGGGUCAGGGAGAACUUCCACCCAGUACCUUGUAUAAGGAAAAGGCACGGCAAAAAUGCUUCUGUUUCCAGAUGAAUUACGGACAGUUGGUUCUAAUGCUUAUCGUGAACAAAGAUCUGGUUGGCUAUGAUCCGCAGAACAGAACGUGCAAAUACGUGAAGGACCUGGUGAGUUCUCGUCUCGAUGCCAAGACGUUUCCGAAGCAGCUACUAUUCUUUCGUCCAGGGGUGCCCUUUUUGGAGCGGCAGUGGCUGCAAACCAGUGUUGAGGUGCGAAAGGGCGUGAAGGGCUUGCCCGAGCCCUGGGCUGCGUAUCAGCGAAAGUCUCUCUUGCGGUACCAACAGCCUGUGCCGGUGAUGGACUUGGUGAAGAUCUACCAGGAGCGCGACCGCCGCCAGCUCGUUCCAGAGGAAGAGUUAGCAUUGGGGCCGCAGCCGGCAGAUGAAUUGCGACUGGAGUUGAGGGCUGUAGAAAAGCGCCUCGAGAAAGCGGCUGCCAAGGAAUUGACACACAAAGACCUCAGAGCCUAUGCAGCUGGGACAGCGGACAGUCUAGAUCGUCUUGCGGAGCUCGAGAAGCAGGCGAAAAAAGUUGUAGAUGCGGCGGUCGAGGAGAACUGGGCUUACCACGAAGCGAAACGCAUGACCGAAGCUUACUUAGAGCAAUUGCAGACACCAGGAGAGGCGUUUUCACCAGCUGCAGGCGGCCGUGGAAAUAUGACCUCUUCACCACAAAGGGUCCACUCACCUGACCACGCAAGUGGCCCUGGAAGUCCUGACUCCCUACUUGUACUACAUGACGCCGAAGACGAACUGAAAAAGGUGCGACGGGAGUCUCGAGAGAUUCGUAGGCGAUCGGCGUCGAUGUGGAACAAGUCGCCGGAGAGAAUUUUCCCCCUACUUCACGCAGAGGCGAUGCAUGAUGUGGGACUGGCGCUUCUGCCAGACGGCCAAGACGACGCGGAAGUAGUCGCUGCCGCUCGGCAAAAGCUAGUCCUCGAGCGAAGCGAAAUGGAAACCAAUCUGAGUGCGCAAAUGGCUAACAAACUACCGGCUUCUAGUACUAGCACUAAGUCUAAGCAGGGCAAUAAAACUGCUCGUGCAAGUCGUGCUCCUCGUGCAUCAAUAAAAAGUAGUAAGUCCUCACAGAUGAUGUAUUACUCAGAAAAUUCCGAGCCAGGCGAUGAGGAUGUUGUUUCGGAAUCGGGCGAAGACGAAGAGGACGUAGACCUGGACGAGAAGGAGCAGGAACGCAAGAGAAGCGUGAGUCCUAUGUACUAUUUUCCGGAAAAAGUAGACUCAGGACCAACAAAGUCUAGUUCAUCUUCUGAGGCUGCGAAACAAGGUAAAUCCUCGUCCUCAACAACAGUGAGUCCAACUACAGUAAAGCCAGGACAAGUUGUUGUUGGAAAUGGAAACAUCGAUGGCCCUACAACUGUUAACCCAAGAAGCACUGUUGACGGGGCUUCGAUCAGACACGGUCACCACGAACACCACACUGAGGCAGUGACAAAGACCGCUGUGGAUCGUCGUGAUGCUGUGAAGAAGGAGGUGCGUGCUAUCGUAGAUGCGACGGUUGCUGACGGAGCAUUGAUCGAAAGUUUACAGAAGAAGUUGCGGGAGCGUUCCGGCAGCGUGCCUGACCUUGGGAGGCAUCCAUCACGCGCUCGCGAGGUUUUUUUCCGGCUCCAGCAUGCACAACUAAACGGACGACUAGCACUGCGGUCGAACUUAGAGGAUGUGGUGAAGUUUUUGACGAUUUUGGCAGCGCUCGGCACUGAGGAUUUCUCAAGGCUGCCAGGAGAGACAGUCCGCUUCGCUAACACUACUGUUAAGGCCGGCUUUAAGUAGGUGUUUCCGUUACCGUUUGUUAUGGCUCUCCUAAGGAAGAACAGCAUAACGAACAGGGAAGAACGGAAACACCAAGACCCUACUCUAAUACUAAGGGCGGCGGCCUUUUUGGUACGAUAGACGAUUACAGCGAGGCGAAGGAGUUGCGCGAAAUCGAGCGUCACUUGCUCGCUCACGGAGCCUCCAAACGGAAGAGAGGCUUCGGGAAUGAUGACGCCAACGAGGAGAAUGAGGACGACUUGGAUGACUUUGACGACACAGCGCCUGUGUACCGAAGUGUGCGCGUUCUCCAGGCUCGGCCGGCUCCAAAGGAGCAGCGACCUGGCAAGACUUCUACUUCUAAAGGCUCUAAAGGAGAAAGUCCCACUAAUAAAGUAGAUGGCAAAACCAAAGUAGACUCACCAACAUCUCCACCAUCUUCACCUUCCGGCGCUAAACCACGUAAAAACAAAGGCCCACCAAUGUCGUUUUUUCCCGAGCCUGCGUCUCCUAGCAGUCGCGACAAGAAAUCCAAGGAUGCUAGGGAUAGGAAAUCCUCAAAAGACCGGGACAAGAAGGACAAGGACAAAAAGUCUUCUUCAUCGAAGAGUAGCUCAGCUUAUGGCCAGCUUUUAUUCACCUCGCUCAGCAUCUUGGUACCCUUUGCUUCCCAUCAUAAGUACACCCGUUGCUUCCCAUCAUAAGUACACCCUUUGCUUCCCAUGUUGGCACCCUACUUAGCCUUUUUAAGGGUACUAAAAAGGGUACUAAAAUAAAAGGUGCCAAGAGGACCGGGAUGAAUGAAAGUACUCGCUAAUAAGUGCAGAAGAACAAGAACGCAGGCUACUACAUGGUCGUCGGAGAUAUGAAGUUUAAGACGAAAGAGGAGUUCGAGGCUGCGAGGAAAGCGUUUAAGCGGAAGAAAGCGAGGGAGAAGUUCUACGAGGAUCCAGAGAACUCGAUCGACUUCGACGUUCUAAUGCUUUACAUCGCCAUGGUCUCGGAUUGCAUGAAGCUCUUUCUGCAAGAGCAGCUAGUUGGUCACUGGGUAAUUGAGGCUUCGUUGAACUUGUACGAUUUGCUGCGGAAUCAGCGGGAGAUCUCGGCACAGCAUUUGUUUCUAGGGAUGCUUCUGGACGUUCUAGACUGUAUGGACGGUUACUAUGCGGACGUAAACCUUUUUGGCGGAGACUCUUCAUCUUCUGUUAAAAAAGAAGCGAACAAGCAAAAAAAUCAGAAUGCGUCUUCACCGACUAGUAGAAAUGUCGAUGCUAAAAAUGGGUCUCGCGUUUCCGGUUCCUCUCCACCGAACAAAAACGAAAAUGACGCGAGCACGGCUGACAACAAGAACGGCGGACUGCUCAACUUGAAUGGCGGACAAGAGCAAGCAGUAGAGGAGGUUGACUUUCAGACUCUGCUGUAUGAGCGUUGUCCAGGUCGUGCAUCGCUUGAAAACCGGGACCUUCAAUUCAUGCAUUCACGUCUGCUUUUUGCCUUUUCCACCAUUUUGGACCCCUCUGUUGGCGUGCCGAUCGAAGUGCUGAAUUUCGCAUUAGACAUAUUUGCCUCUCGGAACAAAGACGACGACGAUGAGCAAGGAGAUGGAAGUGCUUAUGUUAAGGCUCAACUUUCAAUGGUCAUUGGAGUUGGUCACUGAGAUCGAAGAGGCGACCCCUUGAGAGAACAGGGGAAAACGAAGGGAAAGGGGAGAGCUUUGAAGAGGGUCCCUUCCGUUCAGAGUCAGUGACCAUCGAAGGCUGAGCUUUAAUUAUGAUGGGCAGGCAAAAUCUGGUGGAGGUCUCUGGCAGAUGUUUGGAAGGAGUAAAAAGAGUACAGAACAAAAAGCAGGAGUACAACUAGUGCCAAGAAAUGACGACCCUGGUCCGACAAUCGAUAGUACACACAUCGAGCACAUUCUCCAGAUCGUGAUGGUUGGACAGGAGUGUCUCUUGUUUGGCAGCGAAAAAUUCUCACUCUCAGCUCAGGAUGUAGCGGACAAUCGCGAAGUGGCGCGAGUUAGCAGGACUAUGACUUCUACUACUUCUUCGGGAAAUGUCCUCGGUGCUGGAGGAGGAAGCAUACUUCAGAAUAUUCUUGCAGCUAGCACAGAGGAAGUUUCUGAGGCGGAGUUGAUGGAGGAGCGGCGGCAGGAAGCAAGAUUUUUUCGUCUCCGCGAAAAAGUGAAUAUCUGCGUCUACUGCUUGCAAAGACUGAAAGCCGACGGACGCCUUCUACUUCGUGCUUUGCUUUGUUUAAAGCAUUUGUUGGAUUUGGAGUUUAGAGGAGAAGGCAGUGCGACGAUGGACGCGGAAAAAAUAGCUGAUGGGGGGUCUAGUACUACUUUUGCGGCGCCAGUGAUAGAGGAAGUGUUCCGUACCAACCUUGUUCUGGAUCAACACGUUCGAUCCUAUGGAUUCUGGCGGCAUUUAGGCAACCACAUGCGCGUAUUGGAAUGUGUGGAGCUACGGCCAUGCGUCGCCGCCUUCUUCGCCCUUCUGAGCUAUGAUCGGGACAUUUUGAGCACCGUUUUGCAGAUUUUAGACUUGUACCCUCACGAUCGCAAGCUGCAGGCAGCGGCAUUGGCGAUCUCGAUGAAGCUUCUAGUCGUUUUCGACCAUCUGCGACGCGCUGUGCACCACGUCGAGCUGCUCGCCCGUGCAGAGACAGAGCGUCGCCACGCAUCACUACAACUCGGUGUUGGUCUGCCCUCAAAAUCGGGUUUCGGGACGGAAACUGGAGGUAAUGAACGAGGAAUGUUUGACAGAGCAGCAGCGACGCAGCAAUCUGAGCAUCUUCGAGGAAAAGUAGGCAAGGGCGCGGCAUCAUCGGGAGACGCUGAGGGAACCUCAGAGGAGAGUCUUCGUGCUCUUGGUGUCUCGUUCCAGUUCGGACAGGACACUCCGAUAAUCGGUGAGGAUGGCGAAGAGAUAGAUGCGGAACAGUACAUGUAUGACGAUGACGGCGAUAUUCUACGAUCACAGGGUCGUGCGAGAAAUAAAGGCAAAAAUGUUAAUUAAGGCUUGCCGUAAUUCAUCUUAAGAGGCAUCUUUGGGCACGAUUUCAAGGGGAAUUCACUUCAAAGAUGCACUUUAAGAUGAAUAUGGAUAAGGUCUAAAUUAAAGCAGAAGAUGAUGCAGGCACUGCAAACAGUGAAGAUAAACGAAGCACGCAAGCACAACAGUUAGAGGCUAAGAAUGCUGUGGUGGACCUCGUUGUGGAUGCUGCGGAGAAAAACACGGACAUGCUGAGACGGACAUCUUCUACUGCAAAGAAGAAGGAAAAGGCAAAGGCUGUUUCUACAAGACCUUCUGCUGGUGUAGAAGAUUCAGACAGCGACGCCGACGACGAGCUGCUUGCUGGAGGCGGUCAGAAUAGCAAGAUUAACGGAGGCAGUGCUAGAGGCUCAGGUAUUCUUGCCGCGGUAGGAGACUUCAUCUCGCAAGUCAUGUCAGGUGGAAAGCAGAGCACAAGAGGUCCUGAAAUGCGCAGGCGGUCUUCGACGGGAUCUCGAGCUGAGCCCCCUGCGCGAAUCCAUGUGCGGGAACUCAUGCGACAGGCGCCAACCCGAUCUUAUUUCUUCCGUAGUCCUGACGAUAUGGGAGAUCUGAGGCGCGACGUGGUACAGUUUUUGCACGCUUCCCGAGGAACUGGCUCAGAUGGAUGCGCGGCAACUCUGCUGCGAGGAUACACUAGUUAUUUGAAGAAUGUCACUCGGCUUGUGAGCCUCGCACAACAGCGUUUUGCGAAUUCGAAAACUAUUGCAGAGUGCUACUUAUUUUUGCAUCUCCAUUUCGACGAUUUCCUUGUAGCGAAUGGCACAACGACCGUGUUAGAUAUUUUGCGGGAGUUCGGCAACCGCAUCGACCAAGCUGCACACUUGACUGGUCGGACGGUGAGUGGCGUAACGGCCUCGCGCAGUCUCAAUCCGCUAGUUUUGAUGUGUUUGCGCGUGCUGGCGCGGUCCUUCGAGCUGCACCCGCGGGUACGGCGCAUUGCCGGCUUACACAACUACAGCGGAGGCGUCGUGUUCAACCAAGCGGCUAUGUUUCGCGCCACGAUGCUUGUUCUCGACGACCAAUCUACGAACAUGAACUCUCCUCCGCCACGAACGAACAACAACAUGCAGAGUGAAGAUGGUAAAACUGGUUCUAGCAAAAAAGUUGCAGACGCUGAAAACAACAACGAAGAGAAUGCUGGAGGGAAGGAGACAGCUUCGUCGAAGGAGAUGGACAAAGAAGCGAGGGGAAUACUCAAGGAAGCGAUGGCGCUGUUUGGCUAUGGUGAAAAAGCUGAGACAUCAUCAGAUAGAGGUCCUGUACAAGCUGUAGCUGUGGCAGCAUCCCGAUCUGUGAUGAAAAAACCGGAUUAUCAAGCCUCCUCUGAUAGUACGAAGCAUGAACAUGAAGCAGCACUGUUGCGUCGUCAUGGCUUUUCCCCGAAGAAACCAGGAGAGGGCUUUGCUAGUCCCUUCGCGGUUGCAUUCUCGAAUCUAUUGGCCACCGGUAGUCUAGCCUCAGCACCACAAAAGGAUGACCAUGAAAUGUUCGAGCAGGAUCACGGACGUGCAGACGGCACGUUGGUGGAGCGCGCUCUAGCGGCUUUGCAGUACGAUCCACAGGCGCGCGCUCUGUUGGGCAAAGUUAAGGCUACUUAGUUGAAAUCACUAUAAUCCUGUGUGAAGAGGGAUCUUUUAUCCUGAGUGGAGAAGUUUUUCUUGAUUUAAAGGGGAAACUACGGGGCAAAAAGGGAACUCACUCGUCUACCAGGGACAAAAGUGAAAAACUAGCGCUAACAAGGAAGUCGCGUUUCGGGAAACGUACGAGCGCAAAGAGCGAGAGCGUUUGGUCAAGGAAACCGCUGAGAUCGAGGCGAACCGGGAGGACCCUUUUGGGCCAGGGUUUCUGGACCACCUGAGUGCCAUAGUGUUUGGAGAGAAUGAUGGCCGAGAGCAAUCCAGUGUACUGCAGCGGCUGUCACGGGCUGUUGGAGGUGGUGUGGAAGAAUCAUCAGGUGGUGUGGCCGCACGCAGAGCUGCACAGGUGGGUGAGUAUAUCGGUCUACCGAUCGGUGGCGAGGGUGUGGCUGCUGUGGCCGCACGCAAAGCCGCAGAAGUGGGGCGAUAUAUGGGUCUAGGAGCUGGUGCAGGGGCGCCCGGUGCGAGGCUCGAGGCUGUGCUCGAGGCACGAUACAACGCUUUGCGGGGGUUCUAUGUCCGUUGCUGGCGUAACUUCUUGGACGAUUCGGAGUUUGCGCUCUCGAAAGCAUUGAAAGCGCAUCGAGACAGCUACGUCGCCGCGGGUCAUCGCCUGGGCGAGCCCAUGCCUGAUGUGGAGGAGGGUGCGCGCUACCGCGAGUUGCGUGACGAGGUGCGCAAGAGCCGAGGCUCUGCCGCUGAUGCGCCCUUUGCGCGUCCUACCAAUUACACCGCAGAAAAGCUGGCGCAGCAUCAAGGAAGCCCUGAAGUUGCCUCAAGUAGUGAUGAUGAGCCAGUGGAGAUGCUGGAUGGACAAUUUUUCAGCAUCAAAAACACUCGUGGUUCUACUUCUGCGUCUACUUCAGAUCAAAGGACCUCCAGACGGACGCACCAAGAAGAUAUUGUCUCUCCCGAGCUCCUUAGCAAGCAGGCCAGAUACAUCGAAAUGCGAAGAGCACAAGGUGGAAGUGCACUAAAAGUAGGACAGGAUGAACUUGCCUCUAGUGCUUCUACUUCUUCCAGCCCUCUUGUGCCUCGCGUGGAUUUGUUUGGGCAGAUGUCCCGAUUGGACCGCCGCCAUGAGGAUUUACUUCGAAACGAGGAAAUCGAGUCGAGCGAAUCCCUCCACGAUAGCGAAAAUCCUCAAGCAUCGGUGACGGUUCUAGGACUAGGAGGACAGCGAAGACGACGAAGAAGAGGGAGUAUGGACGAGCUCGAUGCCCUCGAUUACACCAAGGAUGCUGCUUACUACGCAGAGUCACGCUCUGUACUUCACGCAGUGCCGCAUUCCUUGUCUUCGUGGCCACAUCCGGGUGACGGGCAUCUGCAAAGGGUCUUCGUGACCGCCUUGCUGCUGGUGGUGAAGCGCUUUUUCCGAGACAAUCGACUGGUCAUUUACUCGUUGUUGAUGCUGUUCGAGAUCCAGAAGCACGACAAGUUAGGUCGUUUUCAGCUGCAGGAUGCAGGCUUUGACGUGGUGCUGAUUGCUCUGCUUAGGGACCGAUUGAAAGAUUUGAAGCGAACGCGCGCAGAUCGAGAACGUCGGCGCAAACGCUAUAAUAUGGCCUCGAGAAGACAACAACAGUCCGAUUUAGCUUCCAAAAAUCUUCCGAAUCCGAUGGGAAAUAAUAGUACGUCAUCUGCUAUGCCUAUGAAGGUUGACCCUAUUACCGGACGGCCUACCAAAGUGAAGGACCUGUAUCGCAAUCACGGUCGAUCCGACACUUUUGCUGGUUUUGAGGAGGAAGUAUUAUUAUCAUCAGCUAGUAAUACUGGAACUGGAAGUGGUGGAAGUAGGCUGAAGAAGAUGGGUCAGUUUGAACGCGAUUUUGGCGAUAGGGUCUCGCUUCUUCGGAAUCUGGCUAUGGAGGACGAAGCGAGUAUUCCCGGUUCGAACUUCUUUUUUGAGACAAGGUAUUUGCUACUCUUGACACUCAAUUUCCUCCUACAUCUGCUUUCGCCGUCUCCGCUGAGCGGGGAAAGUGACGAAAACGCUGGACGAGGUGUGGUCGAGGAGGAGAAAGGCGGUGCAACAUCAACUGAAGACGCUGUUAAAGAAAAAGCAAAUGCAGAAGAGGAGGCCGAGAAGGAGAGAAAGAGACGAGAAGACCCUAAUUUUGAUCCUUUGCUUGAAGAAAUGCUGACGGAGGAAGCUGAGAACCGCAAGAAGGAGAAAGAGGCUGCAAAGAUUAAGGGGCUUCACAUGAUUGCAUCCUGCACUAGUACCAUUCUUGACUUCACUUUCCCAAUAGAAAAGGAGUCAAGGAGGACGAUGCGGAGAAUGCAAUGGCGCAACCUUCAAGAAGAGGCCAGAAACAGUAGAUCCGAAAAAACGACUAGAGCAGAAUGAAGAGGACAUUUUUGCUGCCACUCUGUUCAAGGAGAGCCACAAUAGUAAUAAGGGAAAAAGUAAAUAUGUAGCGGAGCAACGGCUACGACUCACCUACCGCGAGCAGAUCGCUCGUCACAAUUUUGGUGAGGAGCGUGGCGUGGAAUUGUGUAUGGAGCUGUUAUGACAAGAAAAAGCGUACUCAUCCAUAGAAAGUUAGCUACUUUUCCACUUAAAUCCUAGCUAAUUUCUUGAGAGUGAGCUGCACACUUUUUCCUUUCAUAGCUGUUGAAGGAGUUUUAUGGCGAAGGAAACUUUACCUCCAUCGAAUUCGUACUCGCAGUUCUCGGCAACGCAGUGACUGGCCCUCGCGAAUUUUUGCGCUACACGUCAAAGGCGUUGCAAACGAUUGAGGGCAACGCGAAGUACGGCACGCUGUUGCGCGCAGUUCUGGAGGGGUACGAGACACGAGCCUUGUACGCAACGAUGAACAAGAUGUUUUUACGAUCAGACAUUGAAGAUCGCCUCCGACGCAUCUUGUGUAUUGCGGACUACGACCCUGUCGAGAUGGACAAAAUGAUCAACCAGGCUGCAGAAAAGAGUCAACUCAUGGCGCUCCUGAAGCAGCACGAUGAAGAAAUGGCGAAGGCUAAAACCGACACAGGUCUUUCCGAAAGGAAAAAGCGAAAGCUAGAAAAGCGAAAGCGUGACGCUGAAGAACUACUUAUGAUCAGCCGCGUUUAUUCAAUUCUCUCAGCGUCUCGGUGCCCUCUCGUCCCCAUAGAACUACAAUCAGUACAGAUGAAAUAGAACAAUAGAGAAAGGGACGAGAGGCACCAAGAUGGGAGAUGAGGACCUGGAUGGAUUCUAGCACACUCUAAACUGCGGAAAAAAAUUCGCGGUGGCUUCCAGGAUGAACUUGUUCGUCAGGCCCGAACGGAGAGGCGCGAACAAGAAGACAGAUUUCCUAGAAACAAACAAAUGCAGUCUUUUUUGUUGGUGGAUCUCUAAAGACAUUUCGAUGAAAUCUUGAUAAAGUGACAUUGCUUAUAAUACAUUUCGAUGAAAUCUUGAUAAAGUGACAUUGCUUACAUUUCGAUGAAAUAGAAAUCUCGAUGAAGUUACAUUGCUUAAAUUCCAAUUUGUAGCUGAACGGAUGCCAGCAGUUGCGUGCAACAAGAAUAGAGAAGAAUAGUUUUCACAAGUAAGUAUUAGAUUAUUGCAUUUGUUUAUUUAGCUGUGUUAAAACGAACCUCAGUAGCACCAUAUGCUUUGACGACUUGUCUUCGAGAAUUUACGCACAGAAGCCCACGAAAUUUCUAGUCUUUCUGGGAAAAGCGCGUCCACAGUUGCUGGCCCGAAACGAC